Nanorana parkeri is the source of this 1411-nucleotide messenger RNA. RefSeq names its product glucosaminyl (N-acetyl) transferase family member 7 (gene GCNT7). The record is from RefSeq and is a predicted model, not a curated record. Gene Ontology annotation, molecular function: acetylglucosaminyltransferase activity. Gene Ontology annotation, cellular component: membrane. NCBI's taxonomy places the organism in Eukaryota, Metazoa, Chordata, Amphibia, Anura, Dicroglossidae. The transcript is spliced from 3 exons. Bases 48 to 1337 code for a protein of 429 amino acids.
GAAAGCCUGGCAAUAAUGCUAAUGAAUGAGUCUUGGGAGAGAAGACAAUGAGCAUUCUUGGUUGCACCAAGUCCGGGUUUAUGUUAUGUAUUGGCAUCUGCCUCGUCCUGGUGGCCUUAAACAACAUCAGCCAACCGGAAGAAAGGACAUCCAUUUUGUCGGAGAUUAAGGAAUGCGGCUAUUACCCCGGAGAGCUGUGCAAAGCUUUGUUUGAAGGAAAGUCAGCUGCCCUAGUGGUGGCAAAUGUAUGCCAAGAGGCUCUGACACCAUCCAAAAAGCCGGCCCCGAACAUUCUAGAACCCAAGACCAAUUGUUCCACCCUAAUAAAGGAAUUACACUUAAUAACCAAACCUCUGUCUGAGGAGGAAGCCGGCUACCCCUUGGCGUUCAUAAUGACCAUACACAAAAACCUGGAGAUGUUCCUGAAACUGCUCACUGCCAUCUACGCCCCGCAGAACAUCUACUGCAUCCACAUUGACCAAAAGUCGCCCAACGCUUUCAGCCAAGCGGUACAGAGAGUGGCGCACUGCCUGCCAAACAUUUUUAUCUCUGCAAAACAAGAGACGGUGGUCUACGCUGGGAUCUCGCGCCUGCAAGCGGAUCUAAACUGCAUGGAGGACUUGGUGCGUUCCGACGCUCCGUGGAGUCACGUGAUCAAUCUCUGUGGCCAGGAUUUCCCCAUUAGAACAAAUAGGGAGAUCAUACGUUAUUUAAAAAGCAAAUGGAACCGCAAGAACCUGACGCCCGGGGUGAUUCAACCCGAUCAUAUGAAGUACCGAACUCAAGUGAGUUAUAAAGAAUUUGUACACAAGGGGACGUCCUAUGUUUAUCCAACCAAAGAGGAGAAAGGGGGUCCGCCUUAUAACAUCACCCUGUAUUUUGGGACGGCGUACUACGCCCUCACCAGGGACUUUGUGCAAUUCGUGCUGACCGACGAACAGGCAAAAGAUCUUCUCGAAUGGUCAAAGGACACAUACAGUCCGGACGAGCACUACUGGGUAACGCUCAACAGGAUUCAAGGUGCCCCAGGAUCCACCCCUGAGGCAGGAUGGGAAGGAAAUAUCCGAGCCAUUAAAUGGAGGGACCAAGAGGGGAAAAGUCACUCUGGAUGUAAUGGUCAUUACGUCCGUGACAUCUGUGUGUACGGGCUGGGGGAUCUGCAAUGGCUGACCGACUCUCCGCAUUUAUACGCCAACAAAUUCGACCCUCAUCGAUACCCCCUGGUCACGGACUGCUUGGAAAGGCAGUUCCGCCAAAAAGUUCUGAACGGAGCCGAAGUCCCCAUAGAACAGGACUGGUAUUUUCCAGACGAGUAUACCUUAAAAACGGAUCUGUGACGAGGGCGAAGAACAUUUGCAUGGAGUAACCAGAGAGCCGGCGCCCGUAUUUUAAUAAACGACAUCAUGCAAAU